Messenger RNA from Halichondria panicea, 1169 nucleotides. RefSeq names its product CDK-activating kinase assembly factor MAT1-like. Lineage: Eukaryota; Metazoa; Porifera; Demospongiae; Suberitida; Halichondriidae. The record is from RefSeq and is a predicted model, not a curated record. Gene Ontology annotation, cellular component: transcription factor TFIIH holo complex. Gene Ontology annotation, molecular function: cyclin-dependent protein serine/threonine kinase activator activity. The transcript has 8 exons. The coding region runs from base 111 to 1052 and encodes 313 amino acids. Gene Ontology annotation, biological process: regulation of transcription by RNA polymerase II; nucleotide-excision repair; positive regulation of cyclin-dependent protein serine/threonine kinase activity.
CAUCCAUGCCCAUGUGGUCAAAAUAAUUAUGGUCAAGACAACUCAGUAUAAACUCUUGUCAUAGCGCUAUAGCAUGCAUAUACCAUCUAUGAUAGCAUAAAGAACCAACCAUGGAUCAACUGAAGUGUCCUCGUUGUAAGACAAGCUCCUACCAGAAACCAAACCUCAAGCUACUAGUUAAUGUGUGUGGUCAUAAGCUGUGUGGGGACUGUGUGGAGGUGGUGUUCAUUCGAGCGUCUGGCCCGUGCCCCGAGUGUGGGGUGGUGCUCAGGAAGAACCAGUUCAGACUGCAACAGUUUGACGACUCGUACAUCGAGAAGGAGGUUGAUAUACGGAAGAAGAUACUUAAAGACUACAACAAGACAGAGAGAGACUUUCCUUCUCUGAGGGAGUACAAUGACUAUCUUGAGGAAGUGGAGACAAUCAUAUACAACCUGGCUAAUGGUGUUGAUGUGGACCAGACCAGAGCUAAAAUGGACGCUUACAAGAAGGAUAACCAGACGCUCAUCAUGAAGAAUAGAGACAGACAGUUACGAGUGGAGAAAGUACUGAUGAACCAGAUACACCAGGAGGUUGCCGAACGAGACUACAAGAAUAAGGAGGCACUAGAAAUAGAGAAGAGGAUAACUAUACAAAAGAAGAGAGAGAAAGACUCCAUAAUUGAUGAGCUGAUAUACUCUGACCGACCUGCCAGUGAAGUAUUGGCCAGUCAUGCAGCUGUCUCUGGUAACACAGCAGGGGAGGAGUCAUCAGAGACUGUUGCCACUAAGAAGGACGCCUUACUCCCCUCUCAUCACGCUCUUGUGGGCAUGACAGUGUUUGACCCGCUACCUAUGAGUCAAGGGAAAGUAUACAGCUACCAGCCCCUCCUUCUGUCAACAUGGGGGCCGGGCGUUCCAGAGCUAGAGGAAAUGGAGAGCUUUGGGUACUUGUCAAAUAUGAGGUGUCUAGAGGAACACCACAUUGGCAGUGGGUUUGUCCCUGCCUACGCCUGUCAGAGAGCACUGCAGGACGCAUUCUCCUGUCUGCUGUUGAAGCCUCAGGACAUUUGACAUUUACAUAGCAUGCAUUCGUUAUUAUGUGUAUUCAACAACAGCUCAAAAGUUAUGCAAAUGAAAAUUGACCCUUGCAAAGGGGGCGUGGUACUUCAGUAUUUUUUUUUUAUUUUU